AAAAAUAAAUAAAAAUUUCGCAUUUACGGUUUCUUCUUCGCAAAACCCGUUGAAGCCAAUAAUUCCCUCUGCUUCGACGUGCGAGAUGGGUAAAGGAGAGGCUUCAAGGAUGGAGGUCGAUCGUGAAGGAAAGCAUAGAAAGCUCAGAAAAGUUGAAGGUUCAGAUGGUCAAAUGUUCCCGCGCAGCUACCAGCUGGAAGCGCUGGAGAAGUCUAAGAAGGAGAAUACGAUAGUGUUCUUGGAUACAGGGUCGGGGAAGACCCUCAUUGCUGUGAUGCUGCUACGAUCCUAUGCACAUUGCAUCAGAAAACCAUCGAGAUACAUCGCUGUCUUUUUGGUGCCGACUGUAGUCUUGGUUCAGCAACAAGCAGAGGUGUUGGAGAUGCAUACUGACUUGAAAGUGGGCAAAUUCUGGGGUGAGAUGGGGGUGGAUUUCUGGAAUGUCGAUACGUGGGUUGAGAAGUUGGAGACGUUUGAGGUCUUUGUUAUGACACCUCAAAUUUUACUCAACAACCUCCGACAUUCUUUUGUUAAACUGGACCAAAUAAAGCUGUUAAUAUUUGAUGAAUGCCACCAUGCAAGAGGAAAAGACCCCUAUGCAUGUAUUAUGACGGAGUUUUAUCAUGAGCACCUACGGUUAAAUUCAGUUAAUGUUCCUAGAAUAUUUGGAAUGACCGCAUCACUUACUAAUACAAAAGGUUCAAGCUCCCCAGCUGUUUUUCGCAAACAAAUAAGUGAUCUUGAGAAUCUUAUGCAUUCAAAGGUCUAUACUGUUACAAAUGAAUCAGUCUUAGCAGAAUACAUAUCAUUUCCUAAUGCAAGGAUAAAGCUAUAUGAUCAUCUGGACAUUUCAGAUGAGUCAAGCCAUAUCCUUGGCCAUCUACAAGCCUUAAAAGUUAAGCAUGUAGAAUCUCUGCGUGAUUUGAAGUUUGAUACUCUGACUAUUCACAAGUCAUUUAAGAAGAUCUCAAAGCUUUGUGAUGCCUUCUUAUUUUGCUUGAAGGAGUUGGGUCUAUGGUUGACGAUGAAGGCUGCUGAAUCUUUAUCAAAUGAAGUCCAUGCCGAAUUUUUUUGGGGUCAGAGCAACGAUAAGAUUGGCCAACAAAUUUUAAGAAAGUUCAGUCAUGAUUCUUUUAAUUUUUUGUCAAAAAAUGUUCCUGCAGAAUGGUACGUUGGUGAUGAUUUAAAAGCAGAUAUAGAGGCGGGAUAUUUAACAAGCAAAGUUUCUUGUCUUGUUCGAUCUCUUUCCGAGUAUAGGGAUGAUGCACAGACGCUUUUACAAGUACAAAGAUUUCUUAAAAGCGGAGAUAUUAUGCGAGAGGAAGCUCUAAGUCUUGCCACUCUUCCUUGUUCAUCUCUCCAGGACAUUGAAAAUAACUCAUACCGUGUUGAAACUACAGGCUCUGUUGUUAAUGUGAACUCCAGCGUAGCGCUGAUAUACUUCUAUUGUUCAAGGCUCCCUUCUGAUGGAUAUUUCAAGCCACAUCCUCGAUUCGAAAUUGAUGAGGAAUCAAACAUUUGCACUUUGCUUCUCCCUAAGAGCAGUCCUCUGAAAUCUGUUCGAGUUGAGGGUUCAUGUAGCAUGAUAAAGCAAAUUGCAUGUCUAGAAGCUUGCAAGAAGCUGCAUCAGAUUGGUGCUUUAUCUGAUCAUCUUGUACCUGUGCUUGAUGAGGCUAUGGAAGAUCUUAACAAUGGAGGAUAUGAAACAGGCGUAUUUGAAGAAGAUAACUAUUUUCCAGCCGAGCUAGUCAGUUCAUGGUCAUCAUUUUGUAGCGUUGGACUAUAUCAUUGCUACAAGAUUUCUAUGAGUUCAGUUGACUUAGAAAAUUUCAAGGGAGAAAUAUUACUUGUUGUAAAGUGUGAUCUAGGAUCUGAUUUUUGUUCUAAUUCAUUUAAUUUUGAGACUUCUCAAGGUUCUGUCAUAGUAGAAGUUGAUUAUUUUGGCUCUAUCCAUCUUGAUCGUGAUCAGGUGGUUAGAGCUCGAAGGUUUCAGGUCUCUGUUCUCAGUCUUUUGAUUGAUCAAGAUUAUGAUAAAUUCUUGAAUGCACUUCAUGUAUGCAUGGAGAAUGCUUUUGAAGCAGUUGUUUAUUUACUCAUUCCUUCGGUCCUUGGAGGUAUUGACUGGGGCUGUGUGAAUUCACCUACUUUCUUUGUGGAGAAUGGAAUGCAGCAUCCCAAGCGCUGCUGUUGUAAGAAAAGUGUGACUCAGUUGAUACAGAUUAAGAAUAGCUGCAUUUGCCGUUGUAUGUUGCAUCAUUCUGUUGUUUAUACACCUCACAAUGAACGCAUUUAUUGCGUCACCGGUAUUCUGGAUGAAAUGGAUAUGAAUUCAUCUUUUAAGUUGAGAAAUGGACAGAUCACUACAUAUAGCAAAUACUUCCUCACUCGCCAUGGUAUCAGACUGAAAACUCGAGGGGGGCCUUUGCUUGCUGCCCGAAGGCUUCAGAACGUGCAAAAUUUUCUUCUCAGGCGCACCAACUGUACAGAAAAAGCAUCGGGCCACAGAUUUGUUGAAUUGCCAGCAGAAAUCUGUGUAGUUUUGAUGUCACCUAUCUCUAUAAAUACUCUAAAGACGUUUGCCUUUAUUCCUUCAGUCAUGCACCGAUUUCAGUGCAUGCUUCUUGCAGCAAGAUUAAAGAACAGACAGUUGAAACAUUGCACGGAAUAUGCAGCAAUUAGUCCAUUGAAG
This is a messenger RNA of Phalaenopsis equestris, 2689 nucleotides long. Its product is annotated as endoribonuclease Dicer homolog 2a-like. Lineage: Eukaryota; Viridiplantae; Streptophyta; Magnoliopsida; Asparagales; Orchidaceae. Gene Ontology annotation, cellular component: nucleus; cytoplasm. Gene Ontology annotation, biological process: siRNA processing. Gene Ontology annotation, molecular function: ribonuclease III activity; RNA binding; protein binding. The record is from RefSeq and is a predicted model, not a curated record.